Molecule: messenger RNA, 496 nt
Organism: Acanthisitta chloris (rifleman)
Lineage: Eukaryota; Metazoa; Chordata; Aves; Passeriformes; Acanthisittidae
Gene: MRPL28
Product: mitochondrial ribosomal protein L28
Exons: 4
Coding region: 115-471 (118 amino acids)
Cellular component (GO): mitochondrial large ribosomal subunit
Molecular function (GO): structural constituent of ribosome
Source: RefSeq, a predicted model, not a curated record
CGGUCUGCCCGUGCCCAGCUCUCCACCAGGCUGCCCAAGACGUGGAAGCCGCAGCUGUUGGAGCGGCAGUUCUACAGGGAGAUCCUGGACGCCACGCUGACCAUCACCGUCACCAUGCGCACGCUCGACCUGAUCGACGAGGCUUACGGCUUCGACUUCUACCUCCUCAAGACCCCAAAGGCUGACAUGUGCUCAAAGCUGGGGAUGGACCUGAAGCGAACGAUGCUGCUGCGCCUGGCACGGAGGGACCCUAAGCUGCAUCCCGACGACCCAGCCAAGAGAGAGGCCAUCUAUGACAAGUACAAGGAAUUUGUGAUCCCAGAAGAGGAAGCUGAAUGGGUUGGCUUGAGUUUAGAAGAAGCCAUAGAAAAACAGAGGCUCCUGGAAAAAAAGGACCCAGUCCCACUCUUCAAGGUGUAUGCUGAAGAGCUCGUCAACCAGCUGAAAGAACAGGCAGUGCAGAAGCAGUAGAAGGAGAGACCUUCGGAGCAACACC